Fundulus heteroclitus (mummichog) is the source of this 2967-nucleotide messenger RNA. RefSeq lists its product as uncharacterized. The record is from RefSeq and is a predicted model, not a curated record. The transcript has 4 exons. Bases 236 to 2701 code for a protein of 821 amino acids. NCBI's taxonomy places the organism in Eukaryota, Metazoa, Chordata, Actinopteri, Cyprinodontiformes, Fundulidae.
CUGCGAGUGAAACUUUGAAAGCUCGCGAGAUCAGGAUGGUCUCACGAGGCUAAUAUAAAGAUAUAUAGGCAAUAUAUUUCUGAAUUACAUCUCCGUCCAGUUGAUGGCGGUAAUGCACAAAGCAUGUAAACUGCCAGAAAACUCAAUAGAAGAAGAAGAAGAAGAAGAAGAAGAAGAAGGUAGCAUCAGAACAAGGUAGCAGCACAAGAAGGUCCUUUAAAGAAAAGUAGUACAUAUGGAUCCAGUACGUUACAAAAGGUACCUCGUUGACGACGAAGCACCUGUUCCAGAAAGAACAGAGAGAAGACGUAAACGAAAGCACUUUUCUGAAGAUAUUGGUGAUGAUGAAGAAGCUGUGGCCUCUUCUUCUACAACUCCGAAUCUCACCCAAGAGGACAGUCAGGAUGACCUGGUGUCUACUGCUUCUGAUGACAUAAUGAACCAACCCAUACCUGGACCUAGCUCUUUACCUGGGGAGCCAGUAGAGGAACAUCUAGAAGACCCCACAAGUCAAACUUUAGAUCAGGAACCAACAAAAGAACAGGUGGAACUCCUGCUGCUUGCUUUAAAACUCAAACACGGAUUAACAAAUAGAGCCUUGGAGGACAUCAUGCAUCUUAUCAACUUUAGUGCUGGUCCUGGUGGGGAAGUGGUUAGUGGCUCAAAGUACCUUUUCUAUAAAGCAUUUGAUUCAGUGAAAGACAUAUUAGAAGUACAUUAUGUAUGCAAGAGUUGCAAUGUAAGCAUGCAGGAAGGUCCCUUUAAUGUCACGUGCCCAGUCUGUGACCAGGACACAUCAAAAGUGCAUGCACAAAAAGACCAGUGUUUUUUGUACUUGCCACUAAAAUACCAAAUUAAAAAUCUGCUUGAGGACCACCAAUUAGGGAAACACCUGGAACACCGUUUUGAGAAGAAGGAUGCUUCCAUCAAAGAUAUAUACGAUGGACAUUUAUACAAAAAACAAUCGCACCUUGCAUCCCCAGACAGCAUAUCUCUGACAUUCAACUGUGACGGAGUGCCAGUACACAAAUCAAACACAAAAAGUUUGUGGCCAAUUUUGUGUACUAUUAAUGAACUGCCAAUACAACUACGUGCAAAACAUGUUAUGCUUAGUGGCCUGUGGUUUGGUCAAAACAAACCAAAUAUGAACACGUACAUGAAACCAUUUGUCGAUGAAUCCAUAGAGUUGUACUCUGAUGGUCUUAUAUGGAAAAGGGAAAGUGGGGAAGUUGUAACAAGUAAAGUAGUUGUUACUACCAUGGUGGCAGAUUCAGUUGCUCGGCCACUGAUUCAGAACUUUAAACAGUUUAAUGGCGAGUUUGGAUGUUCUUUUUGUAUGCAGAAAGGAACAAGUGUGUUAAAACGCAGGGGACGUGUAAGGGCUUAUCCCUAUGAAAAAACAGAUUUGAGGAAUCCCUCCCAGACGGAUGAUCUUGUUGAAGAAGCUCUUGCUGGAAACCCCACUAAGGGAGUGAAAGGGCCUAGCAUUUUGUCUUGCCUACCUGAUUUUAAUAUCAUUGAUGGCUGUGUUCCAGAUUAUAUGCACAGUGUGCUGCUGGGUGUAGCAAGAAGCAUCACCACUCUGUGGUUUAAUUCUGAAAACCACCAAUCACCAUGGUAUAUCGGACGCUCAACAGAACAGAUUGAUGACAUUUUAACUUCUAUUAAACCCCCCUGUAAUGUUUCCCGUGUUCCCCGCUCAGUGAAAGAGAAAAAGUUCUGGAAGGCACACGAGUGGAGCAUGUGGUUGUUUUAUUACAGCAUACCAACAUUGAAAGACGUCUUGCCUGAAAAAUAUCUGAAGCACUGGUUUAAGUUGGUAAAGGGGGUUUCUCUUCUACUUGGUGAGAAUAUAUCAACACUGCACUUAUCAGAAUCUGAGGGGUUGCUAACAGAGUUUGUUCAGGAAAUGGAGACCAUUUAUGGGAUUAAUAAUGUCACUUUCAAUGUACAUUUGUGCCUUCAUCUGCCCAAUACUGUGAGAAACUGGGGUCCCCUCUGGGCACAGUCUGCAUUUGUGUUUGAGUCAUACAAUGGGAUCCUUUUAGAUAUGAUAAAGAGCAGCCAGGGAGUUUCUCUGCAGAUAAUGAAAACAGUUUGGCUACAGGUUGCAUUUCCAUCAUUUUCCCAAAAAACCAUGGUGGCAGCUUCUGAUGAUUACUUGGCUCUCUUAGAGUCUUUUUCAGUUGAGAAAAAAAUGGUGCAGGAAGUAAGUCGCUCUCAUGGUGUUACAUCUCUGGGUAGGCCUAAGAUUUGUAUGAUCAGAAAUGAUGAUUUUCUGGCAUUGAAUAGCAUCAGCAACCUUGAAAAUAGAGUCACUGUGAAGUAUUUUAGCAGAGUAGUUGUUAAUGCUGAAAUAGUUCAUUCACAAAACUACUCGCGUACUUUUCGGAGAAACUCAUACACUGUCAUUCUUUCUGAUCGAGAGGAAAGUAUUUUCUCUGUGAAGACAUUUAUUGUCUGUGAUCUGGGGCAGGGGGAGACAUGUUAUGCAGUGGGGAAGUACUACCAAAAAGUGAAACAAGACAUCUGCAGUCCAUUUAAGAAUCCUUGUUAUUUCAUCCCUGUAGGGAAAAGUAUUGGGCCUUUAGUUGCUGUACAAGCAUCUCAGAUAAAAGAAAAGUGUCUGUUUAUUAAAACUGUGAACAGAAAUGUUGACAUUGUCUUCAAAUUCAUUAACCACAGUGAAAUGCUCAGAUAGAUGUGGGAUGAUGAUUAGUUGAAUGUAGGUUCUAUGUACUUUCUUUUUUUGUCAUACAUUUAGACUCUAAUGAUCUUUCUGCAUAAUUCAUCUAUAAAAUGUAUCAAAACAAUACAGAAAACAUUUCAUUUUGCAUUGCAUUUGGUGGAUGUAAUGGUUAAUUUGUGGAUAUGUGUGAGCUGUAAUGUGAAUCUUGAAGUGACUUGAAAUGGGGGGGGCGGGCCCUUGAUUGACAAAAUAAAAAAAUGACAAACCGUUUUGCUAUA